AUUUAGUGGUAUUUUCUCGCAUCGCCGCGUCGGUCACACCAACACAAGCGUGCUACCCAUUUCCGGCUGUUCUUCCUCUUUCUUUUGCCAUUGUCAGCCGACGAAGUGCUUUAACCCAAACUAUUAUCAUGGUGGCCGUUAAGAAACAAAAGAAGGCUCUGGAGAGCACCAACGCCCGUCUGGCGCUGGUGAUGAAGUCCGGCAAAUACUGCCUGGGCUACAAGCAGACCUUGAAGACCCUGCGCCAGGGCAAGGCCAAACUGGUGCUCAUCGCCAGCAACACGCCCGCCCUGAGGAAGUCCGAGAUCGAGUACUACGCCAUGCUGGCCAAGACUGAAGUCCAGCACUACAGCGGCACCAACAUCGAGCUGGGCACCGCCUGCGGUAAAUACUUCCGCGUGUGCACCCUGUCCAUCACCGAUCCUGGAGAUUCGGACAUCAUCCGCUCGCUGGAGACGGCCUAAACAUUUAUUUUUAAUCGAACAAGACGACACAAUAAAGUUUUGUAUGAGCAGAGAUAAAGUUUAAAAUAAAAACACUAUUAUUUUUGGUAAA
Molecule: messenger RNA, 555 nt
Organism: Drosophila simulans
Lineage: Eukaryota; Metazoa; Arthropoda; Insecta; Diptera; Drosophilidae
Gene: RpL30
Product: 60S ribosomal protein L30
Exons: 3
Coding region: 129-464 (111 amino acids)
Cellular component (GO): cytosolic large ribosomal subunit
Molecular function (GO): structural constituent of ribosome; RNA binding
Source: RefSeq, a predicted model, not a curated record